AUGAGCGUCACAAGGUCACCUACAAAAGCGGCCGGCGCACCAAGUCUUACUAGUUCUCAACCAGACUUAUCAAAGUGUGAGCUACCCGUAAUCGAUAACUUUGUAUUUACUCGAAAACGUAAACAACCUGAUGCCGACGUUGAGGUCAAGGAAGCAAUAGCCGAACUACGUAAGGACAUGAUGAGUUUCCUGUAUGAAUUCAAAAGUUCACAAAAAGCUGAAUUUCAGCAGGUGAGGUCGGAUGUAACGGAUGUCAAAAACCAAUUGGAAUCGAUAAAGGUUGCAAAUAAUGAUAUUAUUAGAGAUCAUAAUCAGUUUCGAAAAGACCUGUCAUCUCUGACCGAUUCCCUGGACUUCCACAGUAAAGAACAAGAUGAUUUGAAGUUCCGUAUGAAUAUCCGUUCCGAAAACCGACAAAAUAACUAG
Arctia plantaginis is the source of this 426-nucleotide messenger RNA. Lineage: Eukaryota; Metazoa; Arthropoda; Insecta; Lepidoptera; Erebidae. The record is from the annotation of a GenBank genome assembly.